AUGUCUGUGAGAACACUGUACGUUCGCAACUUGAACGAAAAACUGGCCCCCGCCAAGCUCCGUGCCGCCCUGGAGCGUCUGUUCACUGAAACUGGCGUGCCUGUCGCGGAUAUCCGGCUGUUCAAGAACCUCCGGCUGCGGGGCCAGGCCUUUAUCACUCUGUCCUCGCACAACGAUUGUCUCCGUGCAAUCGACUCUCUCAACACCAAACUGCUCUACAACAAGCCCCUCGACAUGUACCUCGCAAAAACCAACAGCGACCUCGCAAUGGAGAACGAACCAGACUUCGACGCGUACCUGGCCGACCAACGCAGAAUCCGGCUCGAAAACCGUACAAAGAAACGGAAACUCGCACCGCAAACUCACACAACCGCCAAGAAACGCAGACUUCCCGGUGCCCGCACGUCAGAGCCAAACAAAAUCCUGCUGCUCACAAAUCUACCGCCAACAACCACCAAAGACCAGGUCGUGGGCCUGUUUGAAAGCUACACAGGCUUCCUCAACGUUAACCUCGUGCAAAUCCGUAACUUGGCCCUGGUGGAGUUCCGCUCAGAAACAGAAUCAGCAAGAUGUCUCGACAGUCUGGGAAACUCGGUGAAAAUCAACGGAUCCGACUGCUACCUACAAUUUGCAAAGAAAUAA
This is a messenger RNA of Ogataea philodendri, 642 nucleotides long. RefSeq lists its product as uncharacterized. Gene Ontology annotation, biological process: mRNA splicing, via spliceosome. The record is from RefSeq and is a predicted model, not a curated record. Lineage: Eukaryota; Fungi; Ascomycota; Pichiomycetes; Pichiales; Pichiaceae. The transcript has a single exon. The coding region runs from base 1 to 642 and encodes 213 amino acids. Gene Ontology annotation, molecular function: RNA binding. Gene Ontology annotation, cellular component: nucleus.